AUGUAUGCACGAAAUCAACGAGCUGAAACGCGUAAUCGAGCAAAAGAUGAACUGAAAAGGGUUAUUAAUUCAUUAGAUAAAGUUCGCAAAUGGGAGAAGAAAUGGAUUAUUCUAAAAGAUACUCAAAUUAAAAUGUAUAAAUGGAUGCCAGUAACUGCAGGAGCAAAUAUUCCUAAAGCUUCUGCAAAAUCAACGAUUGUUGUCGAGGAAAAUAAUACAGCUCUUUCUGGUGAAAAUACUCGUGAUUCUACUACAUUGGAGAAUAGCAAUGUUUCACGUAUUCGAAAUUUUGAAAAUUUAAACGAUGAUUCAAAUCUGGGUUUUUCUGAAGGAGGGUUCGAUAGCGACUCUAAUCAAACAUUAGAACCAACCAGUUAUUCUCACAACGCAGGGUCGACAGACUUCAGUGCCAUGCGUCAGCAAGAAAUGGCACCUAAUUCUAAAUGA
Dracunculus medinensis (Guinea worm) is the source of this 447-nucleotide messenger RNA. The record is from the annotation of a GenBank genome assembly. NCBI's taxonomy places the organism in Eukaryota, Metazoa, Nematoda, Chromadorea, Rhabditida, Dracunculidae.